AUGACUAUGUUUCAAAAAUCGAAAACAUAUGACACGAAUAGUGAACUGAUAGCUAUGGUGAUAAGAAACGAUUUUUUCCUUUUUAUUGGCAGUAAUAACCUUCUGUUUAUCGAUGCGCUGAAGCAGCGCCAGGGGACCCUUUUAACCAAUGAAACUCGAGAGUUGUUCGAAACGAAAGUAGAAGCGUCUCUGAACUUUGCCUUAGAAGAAUGCCGACGUAUUGUAUGCCACAGCCCUCAAAACCCGCUGAAGCUGAUGGUCAAAAAAGUUACAUAUUUUAAGGCUUCUCAAACUUCUGUGUCGUUUUUGUUCAUCUGUUUCUCAAUAUAAAGCUACUCGUUUAUUCACUUACUUCUAUGUCACACCAACAAAAAAGGGUUUGAGACUUUUGAACUCAAGUUUUAC
This is a messenger RNA of Cylicocyclus nassatus, 405 nucleotides long. The record is from the annotation of a GenBank genome assembly. NCBI's taxonomy places the organism in Eukaryota, Metazoa, Nematoda, Chromadorea, Rhabditida, Strongylidae.